Periophthalmus magnuspinnatus is the source of this 2588-nucleotide messenger RNA. It is a transcript of the gene rcn1, whose product is annotated as reticulocalbin 1, EF-hand calcium binding domain. NCBI's taxonomy places the organism in Eukaryota, Metazoa, Chordata, Actinopteri, Gobiiformes, Gobiidae. The record is from RefSeq and is a predicted model, not a curated record. Bases 274 to 1236 code for a protein of 320 amino acids. Gene Ontology annotation, cellular component: endoplasmic reticulum. The transcript is spliced from 6 exons. Gene Ontology annotation, molecular function: calcium ion binding.
CUCUCAGGAAAAGGGAUAGUGUAGGCUACUUCCCCAAAUCAGUUUUGAGCUGUAGAGGUGUUUUCAUGCGUUUUCUAACCACGGACACAGGUGCGCGUCUGGUGUUUGUCUCCAGAGCUUGGAGCUGCCGCAGACUCGAUACACUGUUUUAAAGCGGCAGAUAGUGUGUUGCAGGUUAAGAGGGGAAGGGGCUAUUAGCUUUUUCCAGUAGCUUCUGGUCCAUUGGAGUGCAGGCCCAGUUAGAAUCAGCCUCAGAACACCUCAGCGCAUCUCAUGGACGUCUUCAGCUGCGCCUUAGCUGUGCUUCUGUGCACUAUUGUGGUGAGUGGGAAGCCCAUGGUACGAAAAGAAAGAGUCAUCCACGACCCAGAGACUAUGAGACAAGCCCACGAAGAUAAUAAAAGCUUCCAGUUCGACCACGAGGCUUUUCUGGGCAAAGACGAAGCCAAAACAUUUGACCAGCUCACACCAGAGGAGAGCAAAGACAGGCUUAGUAAAAUUGUGGACCGUAUUGACCUUGAUGCAGAUGGCCUUAUAACUACAACUGAACUGAAGGCUUGGAUAAAGCGCGCCCAAAAACGCUACGUAUAUGAAAAUGUGGCAAAGGUGUGGGCAGACUACGACCUCAACAAAGACAACAGAAUUUCAUGGGAUGAGUAUAAACAAGCGACCUAUGGAUAUUACCUUGCCAACCCUGAAGAGUUUCAGGAUGCAUCAGAUCAGUUCAACUUUAAGAAGAUGCUGCCUCGUGAUGAAAGAAGGUUUAAGACCGUUGAUCUGAACAACGACAAUGUGGCGGACAAAGAGGAAUUUACAGCCUUUCUUCACCCAGAGGAGUUUGACCACAUGAAAGAUAUCGUGGUUCUGGAAACCCUGGAGGAUAUUGACAAAAAUGGUGAUGGACAUGUGGAUGAGGAUGAGUACAUUGCGGAUAUGUUUGCUCAUGAGGAAGGCGGCCCUGAGCCAGACUGGGUCAAAACUGAGCGGGAGCAGUUUUCUGACUUCAGAGAUUUGAACAAGGAUGGUAAAAUGGACCUGGAUGAAAUCCGCCACUGGAUCAUGCCUCAAGACUAUGACCACGCUCUGGCUGAAGCCAGGCAUUUGGUCCAUGAGUCAGACCAGGAUAAGGAUCAAAUGUUGACUAGGGAAGAAAUCCUUGAAAACUGGAACAUGUUUGUGGGAAGCCAAGCUACCAACUAUGGAGAGGACCUCACCAGGAACCAUGAUGAGCUUUGAGAGGAAACAACUACUUUCAUUGAACUCUUUUUUUGCCAACAACUAUCACCCUCCUCCACGGGACAGAAUUACACUGUGACUCAGAGCAAGAGCAGGUCUGGCCUCGUCCCUCAGCUAAACUAAGGCUGCCAUUAUAGAUCAUGUUUCUGACAUUCAGAGACUGAACUGGUCCAAGUGGACACGGUUAUCAACAGUGGUGCCUUUAGUUGUGUCUCUGGCAUCUGUGUAGAUGGGGAGUUUUAGAAUUUAAUGUGAAACUGCAGCUCCAACAAUGACUGUUUUUAUUUAUUUAUAAGAUUGGGGAAAGUGUUACUGUUCACCAAUGGUUUCUCAAAGGUGUUAGUAUUUUUUACUUGUUUUUGUUGCCAAAAAAUGUUUUUUUUUUUUUUUAUGAUUUGAUUAUUUUAGGUAGGACAUUUGUGUCUUGAAUUGCCUGUGAACUAUUCUUUUCUUUGGUGUUUUAAAAUAUGAAUCAACAGAGGUCUGCCUCUUACUUGUGAUGUUAGCAGCUUUAGAGCUAUCGUAGAAAUCUUACACUUUUUAUUUGUCUUAUACUAAAUACAGGGAUACAACACUCUUAUUUUAUGGCAUUGAGUGUGUGGGUCUUUAAUGUGUUAAAUGAGUUAUUUGUUGUCAUUGUAACUUCUGCAAAUUCUAUUUCAAAAUGAACAUUUAGCCUAUUAUUCAAAUUCUUCCAGGCUUGUCGAAGCCACUUAAAGCGGUACACUGAAGUCUUUAUUCAUUCACUCCACACUUUCGAUGGCUUUGGGUUGGAUGACUGCUCUAACCACUGAGAGACUGUCCCCCCAGUAAAUACCUAUUUACUCUGAUCAAAGGUAAGGAUAAAAGACAGAACACUAGAAGUACAGCUCAAAAAGCAUGGUCUAUGUUGUUUAGCUUAUACAAAUAUUUUCUGCACUUGACUAAUUGCACUCAUUGCAUAGUCCUGAGUGAACAGAGGAAACGGAGCCGGGCAGACUUGAGUUUGCUGCUGGCUGUUGUUGUUGCAGGACUCUUACAUGUAACUGAGAAAGUCGUUCUGCCACCCAGCCUGUCCCUUCUGUCUGCUCAUGUGGAACAUAUGGAUAUAUGUGUGCCAGUUAGCGGGGCAAUUCAAGCGAGACCAAUCCAAUAAAACUCAUUAGAAGAAGUAUGAGACAGACCUAUGAAUGUGUGGGAUGUGCUGCACUUCAGUUUUGAAAUAUCAAGUCAGACAGAGACACUGAAAGUAGUUUUUUGUGUGUGUAUAAAGUUAUUUUAAAGGGUGUCAUUAUUGGGAGUGAACAAAGAAUAGGUACUGAUGUGUUUUAGAUAAGAUCGAUGCAAAAAUAAAAUACAAUUAGUCAUUAGUC